Messenger RNA from Ruditapes philippinarum (Manila clam), 408 nucleotides. Its product is annotated as protein FMC1 homolog. Lineage: Eukaryota; Metazoa; Mollusca; Bivalvia; Venerida; Veneridae. Gene Ontology annotation, cellular component: mitochondrion. The record is from RefSeq and is a predicted model, not a curated record. Bases 45 to 371 code for a protein of 108 amino acids. The transcript is spliced from 3 exons.
GUUUUCUGAAUCAUUUUGUAAGCGUCUGCAAGAUCUAGACUGUCAUGGCAGCUUCCAGGGAAAUUCUGACCUUGUACAGAACUUUGCUGCGUGAACUGAGAGCUGUUUACCCAAAGGACAAGUUGACAGAAAGUCCAGCUUACCAACAUGUGAGGAAACAAUUUAGAGAACACCGAGUUACUACAGAAAAAUUAUGUCGUAGCAAAGUAGAGAUGGAGUACCUCGCAAGAACAUACCUUUGCUUUUUACAGAGUGUAAAACAGCAUGAGGAGUUACAUUCAGCUUACAAAGGAGCAGGGGAGAGAAGUAUUGAAUCAGCAGCUAAUCUAGUGGGACUUAAAUUACCAGAACUGCCGGACGAGCAAGACUAGACAUGUGUCUCUUGUGAUUUUGAUGAACAGAUUUAUU